Messenger RNA from Xenopus tropicalis (tropical clawed frog), 2452 nucleotides. It is a transcript of the gene inhbc, whose product is annotated as inhibin subunit beta C. Gene Ontology annotation, biological process: signal transduction. The record is from RefSeq and is a predicted model, not a curated record. NCBI's taxonomy places the organism in Eukaryota, Metazoa, Chordata, Amphibia, Anura, Pipidae. The transcript has 2 exons. Gene Ontology annotation, cellular component: extracellular region. Gene Ontology annotation, molecular function: hormone activity; growth factor activity. Bases 695 to 1798 code for a protein of 367 amino acids.
GCUGAAUGGCAUUGCCAAGGGGAAGGCCAUGCUGUAUUCAACACCCACUGUGUGCAGAGCUGUUAUGAGAGGAGAGUGCAGUAUAUAGGGCAGUGUUACAAGUAGUUUAGGGUGGCUGGAAUUCACUUGAUUUCCUGCUUCAAGGUAUCCUGCUCAUCAGAGUGGUGAAUCUGUAUGGGUGACUGACAAGGACUCAUUGGCAAGAUACAGCAGGAUUCCUACCAAAUUCCCAGCUGCAGAAUCAAUUAGAUCUCUGUGUUCCACUGCAAUUUACCUGUGUACCAGUGAACUUUGCCAGUGUGCCCCCCUGGCACCUCAGCAUUCUCUGUGCAACUGUAUUGUUCCAUGAUACCACGAGCUGAGUGUUCAGCUAACAUACUCUAGCUAACAUACUCUAGCUGUGCAUCCUUCUACAGCCUCUCUCCUACCUACACCCAGUGCAAUGUGGGCUCAGUCGCUCUCUGUGAUACUGCAUCUCUGACCUGUCAUCUGACAGGGGAAGUUAAUCCCAGCCUCAGUAGCCACAUGACAGUUAAUGCUGGACCAGAUCACUCUUAAAAGCAGGAUGCUGGCUUUGCAGAACCCAGAGCUAAGUAGCCUCUGAGAAAGUGAAUCUAAGAGGGACUGGAGACAGAAGAACCUGCCACUUAAUCAUUGCACAUCUUUGCAGCUCACCACUCCUCUUUCUGUUCUGAUGGCUUCCAGAUUUCAAAGAGAAGGCAUUUGUUUUUACCUGCUCACCCUGCUGGGUGCUUGGGCAGCAUCUACUCAGGGACUGACAAAGAAAAGUCAAUGUCCAUCCUGUGGCGUGCAAGACAAGGAGGUAAUGAUGGAGCUGGCCAAGCAGCAGAUUCUACAGAAACUCCACCUCAAGGAAAGACCCAAUAUCACACACCCAGUCCCCCGAGGGGCUGUAGCCAAUGCUCUCAGAAGGCUGCACCUCAACAAGCCCAGAAUGGAAGGGCUAUUUGGAUCUAUCAACUGGGACAGUAAUACUGAAAAUACUGAAACAGACCAGCAGAGCUAUGAGAUCAUCAGCUUUGCAGAAACAGAAUAUAGCAAUGAAAUCAGUACCACACUGAACUUCCAGUUUACAAGAGACAGGGAGCAAAGUACACAUGUUCUUCAAGCCCAUCUGUGGCUUUUCUUCAAGGCAAACAGGACAAGUCAGCAAAAUGAAACUAUUAGAUUAUACCUGGUCCAAGAAGCUAAUUCUCGGCGUAUAUUAAUCAGUGAAAAAUUAAUUGAACCAAGAUGGACUGGGUGGCAAACUUUCUCUUUAAAGUCAACUCUCCAGGCUUUCUUUGAUGGAGGAAAUAAGAGCUUACAAUUGGAAUUGAACUGUGAAGGAUGUCAAGAUGCACCAGUUUUAAUUAAUCUCAAUGAUUCCCAUCAGCCUUUUCUGGUAGCACAAGCCAAAGUACAUGAACAAAGCCACCAUGCGACAAAGAGAAGUCUUAAUUGUGAUCAGAACUCCAAUCUGUGCUGUAGGAAGGACUAUUAUGUAGACUUCAAGGAUAUUGGGUGGAAUGAUUGGAUUAUAAAACCAGAGGGAUAUCAGAUAAAUUAUUGCAUGGGUCUUUGCCCAAUGCAUAUCGCUGGAGCCCCAGGAAUGGCAGCCUCAUUCCACACCACAGUCUUCAAUCUCAUUAAGGCCAACAAUAUCCAGAAUGCAGUGAACUCUUGCUGUGUCCCUACCAAAAGGCGUCCUUUGUCCAUGCUUUAUUUUGAUAGAAAUAACAAUAUUCUCAAGACUGACAUUGCCGAUAUGAUUGUAGAAGCCUGUGGAUGUAGCUAGGGGGCUACAUCAGUUUUGGACAUUUAAGUUAAAAAAGAGAGAAGCUGGCUUCUCUCUUCAUUAUUUGAUCAAGAUGCUUUAGGUUGGAGAAGAUAACACUUAAAAAAGUGUAUCCAAAAUCACUUACCGAAUUUAUGGGAAUCAGUUCAUGGCUUUUUAACAAUAACAAGAACACCCUAUCUAAACUGAUCUAGUUAGCUGAAUAUUACAUCUGUAGCACAAAACUGUUCCGCAAUGUCAGCAGCCAUUUUGUGCGAUAGACUGGGGUUGUGUUGCUUAUUCUUUUAGCAAUACAUCGGUUAAUUUAAUGCACAUUCUAUAGCUCCUUUACCAAAGAUUAUGCAACAAAAUCUUGCAUUUACAGUAGAGACGGUUCCUACAAGUUAGAUGCACCAUGUUACAAUUUAAAGUGCCAAUCUGAAAGUCUGGAUGGGAUGAGAAUGACAAAUACCUCUUUCCCAUAGCAUAGUUCACUUCUCAGAACAUUUUGAGAUGCUGAUUGACAAUGUUAUAAUCCUCCCAGGCAAAGAGCACCUUCUGGUGGUGAAUACCAUCACCUGUUUAAUGUUUUAUAUUUUCUAUGUUAUUUGUAUAUUGUUAUUUUAUUACUUUAUCACUGUUUAAUAAAAUGAUGCCUGAAACAAAAAGGAAAAA